Molecule: messenger RNA, 2718 nt
Organism: Ylistrum balloti
Lineage: Eukaryota; Metazoa; Mollusca; Bivalvia; Pectinida; Pectinidae
Product: sodium/hydrogen exchanger 9B2-like
Exons: 9
Coding region: 1-1641 (546 amino acids)
Biological process (GO): proton transmembrane transport
Cellular component (GO): membrane
Molecular function (GO): antiporter activity
Source: RefSeq, a predicted model, not a curated record
AUGGCGUCAACAAAGAAAGAUAUGUCUGAAGUCUGUCGGGAUACUAAUAUAGAAUUAGAUGGUGUGAACGAGUCAACUUUACUACAGAGCCAAAACAAACAUUCCAGUGAUGUUGACGCAGAGAUAGCGACAUCAAGGCGAUGCAUAGGACUGCGGAUAUGUUGCCACAAGUUUUCAAAACCAAUGCGAACUAAAUACCAUCCAUUACCGGAAAAUCCGAGCAUUUGCCAAAGACUGAAAUAUUCCUUUCUAUGUCCUCCCCAUGGGAACAUCGCCUGGUACAUGCAGUUCCUUAUUCUAGCAGGCAUAACAUGGAUAGUUCUUGUUUCCCUGACACACUCUGAGGCCCUCCCAGGGGGAAAUUUCUUCUCACUGUUUGUACUAUUUUACGGAGCAGUUGUUGGCGGCUACUUAAUAUCUUUCCUGAGACUACCACCUCUUUUGGGUAUGUUAAUAGUGGGUGCGGCAUUAAGAAACAUCCCAGGGGUGAAAAUUGUUGGCGAGAGCAUUGCCAUGCCAUGGUCGUCAGCUCUCAGACAGAUUGCUCUGACAGUGAUCCUAAUUAGGGCUGGUCUUGGCCUUGACCCAAAAGCUCUACGGAAGCUAUCAUUCACCGUUCUGCGUCUUGCUUUCAUUCCUUGUUUGGCAGAAUGUUGUGCUGAGGCGGUCGCAGCCCACUUCCUACUUGGGUUUCCGUGGGAAUGGGGAUUUAUGUUAGGAUUUGUACUGGCUGCAGUGUCCCCUGCAGUUGUUGUUCCAAGUCUACUCAGUCUUUCAGACCGAGGGUAUGGCCUGGACAAAGGUAUCCCCACACUGGUCAUUGCCGCAGCCAGCGUUGAUGAUGUUUUGGCCAUUACUGGAUUUGGUGUAGUCCUGGGAAUAUCAUUUUCUACAGGUGACAUUGCUUUGACAAUUGUGAAGGGUCCUCUGGAAGCCCUGUUGGGAAUUGUGUAUGGGAUUGUGGUUGGAGUUGUCAUGUGGUAUCUCCCAUCUAAGGAUACAAACAACCCUGCACUUUACCGGUCACUGUUGUUAUUAGGAGGUGGACUGAUGGCCACAUUUGGGAGUUCUGCCGUCCAUCUGUCAGGUGCUGGGCCUCUUGGCUGCCUCACUCUUGCCUUCAUUGCAGCACUUCGCUGGAGGAAAGAAGCAGAAAAGGAAGGAGAUAAUGGAAUCAAUGAUAUGGUGGCACUACUAUGGAUGAUUUUCCAGCCUUUGUUGUUUGGUCUGAUCGGUGCUGCAGUUGACGUCAACACCAUAGAUGGUGGCACUGUAGGUCUAGCCAUGGGAACCCUUGCCAUUGGUUUGUUUGUGAGACUGUGUGCAUCAUUUGGAGCAGUGCUGUUCUCUGGUCUCAACGUAAAGGAAAUGCUCUUUAUCCCAAUAGCCUGGCUCCCUAAGGCCACGGUACAGGCAGCCAUUGGUGGAAUAGCUUUGGACGAGGCAACCAAGCGAGGGGAUGCCAAUUUGAUGGCAUUGGGGACAUCGGUACUGACGAUUGCAGUGUUGUCAAUUAUAGUUACAGCUCCAAUAGGCGCCGCCCUCAUUGCUAUUUUUGGACCAAUGUGGUUGGAGAAACGAAAGGAGAACAAAGAUGGUAAUGAUGAUGACAAUGAAAAUGACAAUGAUAAUGUCAUUUGAUUUACAUUGAGGUUGUUUAUUUCUGUCAAGAACAGUAAUGAGGAAGAUGAUGACGACAAUGGUGACAGGAUUGCGACAAUGAUGAGGAGGAGGAUGUCAUUUACAACAACAAUGAGGAGGAGGAUGACGACAAUGGUGACAGGAUAGCGACAAUGAGGAGGAGGAUGACGACAAUGGUGACAGGAUAGUGACAAUGAGGAAGAGGAUGACGACAAUGGUGACAGGAUAGCGAUGACAAUGAUGAUGAUGGCAACAAUGUCAAAAUUCACAACAAAGUCAACUUUUUCCUAUCAGAGGAAAUAACUAUAAAAUAUGUUAAAGAGCAAUGUAACAGUCAUCCUAGAAGAUGAUAAGUUACAUUUAGUAUCAGAAAGAAAACAAAGUUUAUCAUUUCAAACAUUCAGUGUUUACCUAUUGUUGAAUUUAAAAAAGGGAUCAAGGAAAUUUUCAUCUAAUGCAGUCCAUUUUAUCAUUGAAUGAACAUGCAAUUUUUCUGUACACUUCUGUAAAGAUUUGAUUGAACAUAUAAUGCUAGGGCUUUGUCCAUUUUUUACUUCAGUCUGUCUGUCAUAAACUUUUUGUCCAGAGAUUUCCAGUCUUAACUUUCAAACAAUCCUAAAACUGUAAGGCCUUAAUUACCAAUAAUUAAGAUGGUAGAUUUCCUAAUCGUAACAAGAAGUUGUAUUUUUAUGAUAAAUGACAUUUUGGUUGCUGAAUUUUUUGAAGAUUUAUUGAUCCUUUUUAAAUUGUUAUUGACAUCUUGUCUAGAGAUCUGUUUUUGACUCUCUUUGGACGCUGGUCGGCGCUAUGACCAUGUUUGACUCUCUUUGGACGUUGGUCGGCGCUAUGACCAUGUUUGAUUCUCUUUGGAAGCUGGUCGGCUCUAUGACCAUGUUCGUCUCUCUUUGGAUGUUGGUCGGCUCUAUGACCAUGUUCGACUCUCUUUGGAAGCUGGUCGGCUCUAUGACCAUGUUCGACUCUCUUUGGAAGCUGGUCGGCUCUAUGACCAUGUUUGACUCUCUUUGGAAGCUGGUCGGCUCUAUGACCAUGUUUGGCUCUCUUUGGAAUCUGGUCGGC